ACUUCAAGUUUAAGAGCAUACUAGGUGAAGAACAAAGCGGAAAAACGCUCCUAUGUGAAUUUCGUGAUGAUAUGAUCGCUUUGAAGAGUGUAGACUUAUCGAAGGCUCCAUCGUAUGUCCUGGAAGAAAUGCAAAAAGAAGUUGAGAUUUACAAGGAACUUGCUGAUAUCAAAGGCAAGUAUAUCCCGAAGUUGGUCUGUUAUGGAUAUUAUGGAGGAGGUAUGAGCUUCGUUAUCGGCUUGACCAUUGUCGGUACUACGUUGAGUGACCAAAAAGUAACAAAACGGCAAAGGUCGAGAGCUAUUAAGGGAUUAGAAGCAAUCCACAAAUGUGAAGAGAAAGCUUUUCGAGGAGGAACAGCUCAAAUUAUCUCAAUUGCUAGAUAG
This is a messenger RNA of Funneliformis geosporum, 386 nucleotides long. The record is from the annotation of a GenBank genome assembly. NCBI's taxonomy places the organism in Eukaryota, Fungi, Glomeromycota, Glomeromycetes, Glomerales, Glomeraceae.